Messenger RNA from Jatropha curcas, 2219 nucleotides. Its product is annotated as scarecrow-like protein 30. The record is from RefSeq and is a predicted model, not a curated record. NCBI's taxonomy places the organism in Eukaryota, Viridiplantae, Streptophyta, Magnoliopsida, Malpighiales, Euphorbiaceae.
CUUAAAAUACCCAACACAGCCAACAAGUUUCCAUGAAGCUUAGGUUUUCAACUUCCAGUAAUAUUUCUCAAUUAGCUACCGUCAGCUACUGUUUUCUCUGAGCAUUUUCUUGAUUAUUUUUUUUCCCUUCGUUGUAAUAUUUUGCUUUCAGUUUCUUGAAAUUUACCUUUUCUUAAUCUUAUCACUUCAUUUUUCCAUUUUCUUUCUUGUCCUAAUUUGUUUAAGUUUGCCACUUAUCAAUGACUGGAGGGGAAUUGGGUUUCAAAUCAUUUCCUGUUAUUUCAAAUCCUAAUCUGGAAUCCAUGAAUCCUUCUCUUAAUACUCCGAUUUCCAAUUUUCCAUCUUUGGAUUUGACACAAUCACCAGAUGUGGAUAAGUCUCUAUACAGUAGUGAAGCCGGUGAUUUCUCUCAAGCUGUGUUAAAAUACAUAAAUGACAUUCUAAUGGAAGAAGACUUACAGGACAAACCAUGUAUGCUGCAAGAUAGUUUAGCUCUUCAAGCAGCAGAAAAGUCCUUGUAUGAUGUUCUUGGCCAAAAAAAUCUGCAUUUUGAUGAGAAAUCUGCUCCAACUGAUAUUAUUUCUGAUCAAGUGGAGCUGGAGUCCUUUCCUAACAGCUAUUCUGCAGAUUUCGCCAAUCUGUCGAAUUCUGCAGCAGAAAAUGGCAGAAUAUAUUGCCGUGUCGAAGAAGAAGGAAGAAGAAAGAAGCAAUAUUCGAUCUCUACCGGAGAAUCUGAGCAGCUGGAGAUAUUCGACAAUUCAUUUCUGCAUAAAGUUGAAAGAAAUGAGUCUCUUCCAUGUCCUUUAUAUGAUUCAUCGAAAAACGAAGAAAGCAAGAAAUUGCAGCAAAAUGAGCAUUCACAAGCACCAAAUUCGCGAAUAAGGAGACAGACCAAUAAAGAGACUAUGGAUUUGUCGACUCACUUAAUUCUUUGUGCACAAGCAGCAGGAAAUGGUGAUCAAAAGAUUGCAUAUGAGCAAUUAAAGCUGAUAAGGCAAAAUGAUUCGCCUUUCGGUCAUGGAAACCAAAGAUCAGCUCAUUAUUUUGCUAAUGCUCUUGAGGCACGUUUAACAGGCAUUAAACAAGAAAUUGGACACCCAACAAACGCUGCUGAAGUUCUAAAAGCUUAUCAGCUUUAUGUUUCAAUAUGUCCUUUUAGGCAAAUGUCGAAUUUUUAUACUAACAGAACAAUUGCCAAAGUAGUAGACAAGGCAAGUAGUGUCCAUAUUAUUGAUUUUGGGAUUUCUUAUGGUUUUCAAUGGCCCUGCUUCAUUUAUCGUCUAUCGACCAGGCCUGGAGGGCCUCCCAGAAUCCGCAUCACAGGAAUUGAUUUUCCCCAGCCAGGUUUUAGGCCUGCAGAAAGAGUGGAAGAGACGGGAAGACGGUUAAAGAGAUUAGCUGAUAGACUGAAUGUUCCUUUCGAAUAUCAGGCAAUAGCACAAAAAUGGGAAAGUAUCAAUUACCAUGAUCUUAACAUCGGUAAAGAAGAAAUUGUAGCUGUUUGUUGUAUGUAUAGGUUGAAGAACUUACCGGAUGAUACAAUUUCAGUGAGUAAAAGUUCAAGAGAUGCAGUUCUUGAAUUGAUCAAGAAAAUAAAUCCCAACAUAUUUGUUCAUGGAGUUCUUAAUGGGUCUUUUAAUGCACCUUUUUUUACGACAAGGUUUCGCGAAGCAUUCUUUCAUUUCUCUGCAUUUUUCGACAUGUUUGAGGCCAAUGCGACCCGCGAAGAUCCACAAAGGUUAGUGUUUGAGAGAGAAAUGAUUGGAAAAGAUGUUCUGAAUGUGAUUGCUUGUGAAGGUAUAGAAAGAUUUGAAAGGCCUGAGACUUACAAGCAAUGGCAAAUUAGGAACUUGAGGAUGGGAUUUGAGCAGUUACAAUUACAUCAAGAUUUAAUGAAAAGAGUAAGGAAUAUUAAGAAUAAUUAUCAUAAAGAUUUUGUGGUUGAUGAAGAUGGAGAUUGGUUCCUUAUGGGAUGGAGAGGAAGAAUAAUUCAUGCUAUUUCUGCUUGGAAAGCUAGUCAAGUUUAAAACACAUGUAUAUGUUGCACGGAAAUGGAAACGGAAACGAAUAAACUUGGAAUGUGGAAACGAUGUCUAAAAUAUAAUUUUACACAAAGAAAAUGUAUUUUAUAUGGAAAACCGACAUAUGGAAAUGUUCCCGAAACGCGAAAAUGCCUAUGGCAAGAAGUUUCUAUGCAUCAUAACAUGUAUCAAAGUCUA